GUCUGAUUGGGUCCAAUCAGGCUGCUGAGCUCCAGCUGUAGUAUCAGCAGCCUGUCAGUAAAGCGGGGACUCUUAUCAGAGAGAUUCUGAACUGAACGCAGAAACCCAUGAAAGGCAUCAAACCAUGACCUUACAGCUUAAAACCAAAGCCCGACUCUUCGACCUGCACUGCUCUGUUGGCCUGACGGACUGGGACAUGGACAAGGAGCUGAAACUGGCCACAACCACGGAUCAGUUUUUCCACGAUGACAAACUGAAUGAUCAACAUGUGGUCCAGAGGCCUUCUUCAAGAGCCUCGAGAAGAAAAGACGAAUUAAUUUGGUACGAUAAAACAUCAGACACCUUUGUGAAGCCAAACCUGUGGCUGCUAGUGAAUCCCAAUAUUGCCAGCCCUAUUCAGUACGGAGAAAAUUCAGCAGAUCUGCAGACUCCCUGUGAACCUGCUGAUGCAAUCCAAAAACCACCACGGAACCCAGCAGGGACUCAACGUCAACUCGGCACAGAGCUCCACACGUGUGCCCCCCAUGGUGCUCCUCUCAAGCACGAGAUGCCGCACUCCACUGACAUGGUAUCGUAUGCAGUACAGACAUCACAAAUCAAAUCCCAUCACAUGCGUGGUGCUAUGAUCAAGAAUGAAGACGUCUCCUGUGCACCAGCCAAGAACAGACGCAAGGGAAGAACCCCGAAGACCAGGGACAGCAGGACCCUGAAGCCAGGAUGCUGGCCUCGUCCACCUGUGAAUUACUGCAUCCUCAUCGCAUUGGCGCUCAAGAGCAGCCAUACUGGGAGCCUCAAAGUCCAGCAGAUUUACAACUUCACCAGAGAGCACUUCCCAUUCUUUCAGACUGCCCCAGAUGGCUGGAAGAACACCAUCAGACACAACCUGUGCUUCAACAACAGCUUCCGCAAAACCUGCAACCAGCUGUGCCGAGAUGGCAAGAGGAAGUCGUGUUUCUGGCACCUGACUCUGGACGGCCACCGUCGGCUGAAGGACGAGAUUCGCACGUUGACGGGAGAAUCCUUCAAGCAGCUGGAGAAGAGCAUGUCCCGCCCAGAUGUAAUUCAGAGUUUAUUUGCAGUGUAAAUCAAUGCAUAAUAAAACCUCCUAUA
Gymnodraco acuticeps is the source of this 1110-nucleotide messenger RNA. RefSeq names its product forkhead box R1 (gene foxr1). The record is from RefSeq and is a predicted model, not a curated record. Bases 125 to 1084 code for a protein of 319 amino acids. Gene Ontology annotation, biological process: regulation of DNA-templated transcription. Gene Ontology annotation, cellular component: nucleus. Gene Ontology annotation, molecular function: DNA-binding transcription factor activity; sequence-specific double-stranded DNA binding. NCBI's taxonomy places the organism in Eukaryota, Metazoa, Chordata, Actinopteri, Perciformes, Bathydraconidae. The transcript has 7 exons.